This is a messenger RNA of Salarias fasciatus (jewelled blenny), 852 nucleotides long. RefSeq names its product dimethylaniline monooxygenase [N-oxide-forming] 5-like. Gene Ontology annotation, molecular function: flavin adenine dinucleotide binding; NADP binding; N,N-dimethylaniline monooxygenase activity. The transcript has 6 exons. The coding region runs from base 1 to 852 and encodes 283 amino acids. NCBI's taxonomy places the organism in Eukaryota, Metazoa, Chordata, Actinopteri, Blenniiformes, Blenniidae. The record is from RefSeq and is a predicted model, not a curated record.
AUGGUGCAGCGCGUGGCAGUGAUCGGAGCAGGUAGUUCAGGUCUUGCCUGUAUCAAGAGCUGUGUAGAGGAGGGCUUAGACCCUGUAUGCUUCGAAAGCAGUGAUGACAUUGGUGGCAUCUGGAAAUUCAGGGAGUCAUCUGAUUCAGAGAGAAACCGCAUCUAUCGUUCUUUGGUGGUCAACACCUCCAAAGAGAUGAUGUGUUUCAGUGAUUUUCCAAUGCCUGCCGACUAUCCAAACUACAUGCACAACUCACAGCUGCUCCAGUACUUCAGACUCUAUGCAGAGCACUUUGACCUGCUCAGAUACAUCAAGUUUCAGACCUCAGUGAAGACUAUAACACCAAGAGAAGACUUCCCUGUGACCGGUCAGUGGGAUGUAGUGACUGUAACCCAGGGUGGAGAAGAAGAACAGCACAUCUUUGAUGCCAUUCUGGUGUGUUCAGGUCAUUACAACCAGCCAAUCUUCCCCUUGUCGCACCUAAAAGGACAUGACAUCUUUUCAGGCAGGUGUUUUCACAGCAGGGACUAUAGCGAUGGAGAUGCCUUCAGAGGGAAGAGAGUGGUGGUGGUCGGCGUCGGGAAUUCAGGAGGAGAUAUUACUGUAGAGAUUAGCAGAGCUGCAAACAAGACGUUUCUCAGCACACGUGAGGGGGCCUGGGUGGUUGGCAGGAUGUCCACCAAUGGUCUCCCGAUGGACAUGACAGCUCUCACCAGGUUCAACAGCUUCCUUGCAUGGCUGACCCCUAAAUCCCUGGCUAACUGGGCAGCAGAGAGAGCACUGAACUAUAAGUACGACCACCAACUGUACGGCCUGAAACCUAAACACAGAGCAAAGAAUAUCAGUGUUUAA